Molecule: messenger RNA, 1077 nt
Organism: Limulus polyphemus (Atlantic horseshoe crab)
Lineage: Eukaryota; Metazoa; Arthropoda; Merostomata; Xiphosura; Limulidae
Product: neuropeptide receptor 15-like
Exons: 2
Coding region: 1-1077 (358 amino acids)
Biological process (GO): G protein-coupled receptor signaling pathway
Cellular component (GO): plasma membrane
Molecular function (GO): G protein-coupled receptor activity
Source: RefSeq, a predicted model, not a curated record
AUGCCCACUUUAGAUAACAUAACAAUUUCAAUAGAUAAUUUUACAGAUAUAGGAGACAUUCGUCUGCCACCAGCCUCAAAAGUCACUAUAAUUUCUCUCUCAGCACUUUUCUUUGUAAUCGGAUCAGUAGGUUUUGUAGGAAAUGCUCUGGUCAUCUUUGUUGUUCUCAGCGACAAACGUAUGCGCAGCUCUGUAACCAAUAUUUUUAUCAUGAAUCUGGCAGUCAGCGACUUCAUCAUCAUGGUAGUCUGUGUUCCAGAUAUUGUCCAGUUCAUGGAAAACGUUGGAUGGAGGUUAGGUCUGAAUUCUUGUCGACUCCUUCGUUUUACAGAAGUGUUUGCUCUGUAUGCCUCGGUGAUGACUCUUGUUGGGGUUUGUGUUGAACGCUAUAUUGCCAUAAUACACCCUAUUAAAGCUCAUAUUUACUGCUGCCGACGUCGUAUCCUUGUUGCGAUUGGCUGUAUCUGGCCUUUGGCUAUGGUUUGCGCUUCUCCAAAUCUAUUUCUACAUAAGCUUCAGAUGAUUGAGCCUGGGUUCACACCUUGUUUGAUGCUAUUUCCACGACCACUGUUCUUGUUGCUGUUUAAGUACUCCGAGUUUGUCAUGUUUUAUCUGCUUCCAUUGCUUGUCCAGAUCAUAUUAUACAUAAAGAUUGGAAAACAGCUAUUUGGUGAAGCCAGCUUUCGCGCCAUCGAGCCAGCUAUAGGAAAAGAAGUUUAUGCUGAAACCAUGAGAGCAAGACGAGGCGUAGUGAAGAUGCUGAUCGCUGGUGUUGGUGUGUAUUUUCUCAGUUUCUCGCCACACCAAGUUCUGUUAUUUUACAACACCUUUUCUGAGACCCAUUUCCAAGAAACCUGGUCCUACUUGAUCUUCGUCAACACCAUGAUCUACGUUUCGUCUGCCUGUAACCCUCUUCUCUACAGUAUCUUCAGUCAGAAGUUUCGACAGAAGUUUCGCAGUACUCUCUGCUGCCGGGCUCCUGUGGCUAAAAAUAUCAAUCACAUCACCACUGCUUUCCUUGGUCGUCGUAACAGGAACAUCACAAAAAGUGUCAAAACUACCGUUACCGAAGUGUGA